CGGGUACCUCAUUUGCAUGGACCGGCCUAUAGUUCCGCGCGAGACGAGGUGCUCUUCCCCAGUUGCCCGGGAACGCCAGCAGGGAGUGAUUGCACCAUUUACCCGACAGCCAACAUGUCCAUCCAAAAGAUUAAAGCUCGUGAAAUUUUCGACUCCCGUGGGAAUCCCACCGUUGAGGUAGAUCUCUACACUUCCAAAGGUCUUUUCAGGGCUGCUGUUCCAAGCGGGGCUUCGACUGGAAUCUACGAAGCCCUGGAACUUCGGGACAAUGACAAGACUCGCUUCUUGGGAAAAGGUGUCUCAAAAGCUGUUGAGCACGUCAAUAAAACAAUUGCACCUGCACUGGUUAACAAGAACGUCAGUGUGGUGGAACAAGAGAAGAUCGACAAGCUGAUGCUGGAGAUGGAUGGAUCGGAGAACAAAUCCAAGUUUGGUGCUAAUGCUAUUCUGGGAGUCUCCUUAGCCGUCUGCAAGGCCGGCGCGGCUGAGAAGGGGGUCCCCCUGUACCGUCACAUUGCAGACCUGGCUGGGAACAAGGAUGUCAUUCUGCCUGUCCCUGCAUUCAACGUGAUCAACGGUGGGUCCCAUGCCGGGAAUAAGCUCGCCAUGCAGGAAUUCAUGAUCCUCCCCAUUGGUGCUGAGAGCUUCAGGGAAGCCAUGCGGAUCGGGGCGGAAGUGUAUCACAACCUCAAGAAUGUCAUCAAGGAGAAGUACGGGAAGGAUGCCACCAACGUGGGUGACGAGGGCGGCUUUGCACCCAACAUCUUGGAAAACAAGGAAGCUCUGGAGUUGCUGAAGACAGCUAUCGGUAAGGCAGGCUAUACUGACAAGGUUGUGAUUGGAAUGGAUGUGGCGGCUUCCGAAUUCUACCGCGAUGGCAAGUAUGACCUGGACUUCAAGUCACCCGAUGACCCAAGCAGGUACAUCACCCAUGACCAGCUGGCUGACCUCUACAAGGGCUUCGUUGCAAACUACCCAGUGGUUUCCAUCGAAGACCCCUUUGACCAAGACGACUGGGCGGCUUGGAAGAAGUUCACGGCCAGCGUGGGCAUCCAGGUGGUAGGUGAUGACCUAACGGUGACCAACCCGAAGCGCAUUGCGAAGGCCGUGGAAGAGAAAGCCUGCAACUGUUUGCUGCUCAAAGUGAACCAGAUUGGCUCCGUCACGGAGUCCCUCCAGGCCUGCAAGCUGGCCCAGUCCAACGGCUGGGGCGUGAUGGUGAGCCAUCGUUCGGGAGAGACCGAAGAUACUUUCAUCGCAGACCUGGUGGUGGGGCUGUGCACUGGGCAGAUCAAGACUGGCGCUCCUUGCCGUUCUGAGCGCUUAGCCAAGUACAACCAGCUUCUGAGGAUUGAAGAAGAACUGGGGAGCAAGGCCCGUUUUGCUGGCAAGAACUUCAGGAACCCUAAAGUCAACUAAACCGCUUCGGCUCCCGGGGGGGGGUCCCUUGGCCACUCGCCCCGAUUGUGGCCGACAGCGCUAGUCAACCUAUUUAGAAGAAAUGAGAAAAAAAGCCCCUAGUAACCUGCGUACCGCAGAGAGGCAGCUGAUGGGAAACACGUGUUUGGCAGGUCCUCACCCUUGUAGACAACCACAACUCGUCCGUGUGUCUUCUUAAUCAUCUUCUCUCUCUUUAUUACACAACCCUAGUGAUGGCCUGCUGCUUUCAAAAGCGCUUAGCUCUGUGUCUUGCGGACAUACACUGCCCUCCCCUUUUCCCUUUGCACCAUUUUGGCCUUAACUGGUUUGAGUUGUCUUGAGUAAAAAGCAAGAAAGGAGAAAGAGAGAGAGUCACCAUGCUGCUGGUGUAAAAGUUGGAAAGCUCUCCGAUAUCCCAAAGGUGUGGAGGCUUAAUAGCUGUAAAGUGCUAAAGCUGGUAUUAAGCUGAAAAGCGGCUACUGUUGUUGUCUUGCUCGGAAAUUGCAUCAUUUCUCCCAUUUUGUUCUGCUUUAAGCACCAACUCUCAAGAAAAUCCUUUUCUCUACAUCGUGUGUGGAAGUUGUAUGACUCACAGUGCAGCCCGAGGUACCUGCAAACACAAUAGUAGUUCUUACGUGAGGUAAAUAAAGUAAAAGAAAUGUUUCUGCA
Messenger RNA from Pogona vitticeps (central bearded dragon), 2088 nucleotides. It is a transcript of the gene ENO1, whose product is annotated as enolase 1. Gene Ontology annotation, cellular component: phosphopyruvate hydratase complex. NCBI's taxonomy places the organism in Eukaryota, Metazoa, Chordata, Lepidosauria, Squamata, Agamidae. Gene Ontology annotation, biological process: glycolytic process. Gene Ontology annotation, molecular function: phosphopyruvate hydratase activity; magnesium ion binding. The record is from RefSeq and is a predicted model, not a curated record.